Molecule: messenger RNA, 624 nt
Organism: Acanthisitta chloris (rifleman)
Lineage: Eukaryota; Metazoa; Chordata; Aves; Passeriformes; Acanthisittidae
Product: mitochondrial import receptor subunit TOM40B-like
Biological process (GO): protein import into mitochondrial matrix
Cellular component (GO): mitochondrial outer membrane translocase complex; mitochondrial outer membrane
Molecular function (GO): transmembrane protein transporter activity
Source: RefSeq, a predicted model, not a curated record
AUGGGUGUCCUUGUGCUGACCACAAGGCUCUGGAAUGUGUUCCCCACCCUGGUUGGGGACAUGGACAGCUCUGGCAGCCUCAAUGCUCAGGCACUUCACCUGCUCAGCGACCGUCUGCGUGCCAAGGCCGUCUUCCAGACCCACCAGGCCAAGUUUGUGACGUGGCAGUUCGACACGGAGUACCGAGGGGACGACUGCACUGCCACCCUGACCCUGGGCAACCCCGACCUGCUGGGUGGCUCUGUGAUCCUGGUGGCACAUUUCCUGCAGAGUGUUACCUCACGCCUGGUGCUGGGGGGAGAACUGGUGUACCACCGCCGACCCGGAGAGGAGGGAGCCAUCCUUACCCUGGCAGGCAAAUACACAGCCCCUAAGUGGGUGUCGACGCUCAACGUGGGGUAUGGGGGGGCUCAUGCCACCCACCGAGCCAAUGAGCAGGUGCAGGUUGGGGUGGAGCUGGAGGCCACCAAUGUUGUGUUCAGAGGGCUCCUGGACAGCAAUUGGAGCGUGGGGGGAGUCCUGGAGCGGCGUCUGCCCCCCCUGCCUGUCACCCUGGCUCUGGGGGCUUUCCUCAACCACUGGAAGAACAGGUUCCACUGCGGCUUCAGCGUCACCGUGGGCUGA